UUUCAUUUGCGGACCCCUAAAGACUUUUGCAUGGAGGUGCGGACCCCUUUGGAAAUGUUGAAUGGAAGUGCGGCCCCCUUUGAAUGGUUUUUCCACCAUGUUUGGGAAGAAAAAGAAAAGGCUUGAAAUUUCUGGACCCUCUAACUUUGAGCACCGGGUUCACACUGGAUUUGAUCACAGAGAACAGAAGUUCACUGGUCUGCCUCAGCAGUGGCACAGUUUGCUUGCAGACACGGCAAACAGGCCGAAGCCUAUGGUGGACCCUUCAUGUAUCACUCCUAUCCAGCUGGCUCCUAUGAAGACUAUCGUUAGAGGAAAUAAACCUCGCAAGGACACUUCAAUCAAUGGCCUACUAGAAGAAUUUGACAAUAUCUCAGUAACACGUUCCAAUUCCCUCCGGAAGGAAAGUCCUCCCACCCCACACCAAGGAAACUCAAACCAUGUUCAAAGCCACCAGGAGGAAAAUGGUUAUCUCACAUAUUCUCAAUAUUCCAGUGAGUCGGACGCCACUACAGACUAUGUCACUGACAAACACAGAGACAAGAGCCUUUUUGGGGAAGAGUUAGACAGAUACUGCAAAGGUAGCUAUGCCAUGAAGCAAAAUGGACACAUGAUAAAAACAAAACCUACAGAUGCCUAUUAUUCAGAGGUUAAGCCCUUAAAGUCAGACAUCUUGAGGUUCCUUCCAGAUUAUAACACGCACAUGGAAACAAAAAGCAAACCAAUUGAAUACGGUGGCCUAAAGCUGGAAUAUCAAAGGGUUCCAAGUGGAUCCACGCUAGACUAUAGAGAACCCUUUCACUAUGCUCCUUCUAGAACUUCAGUGCAAAGCGAAUGCUCUAAAGAAAGACUGGAAUACAGUGACAGCGAUUGGGGAAGUGGACCCGGCAAGGAUGAUUAUGAGAAAAGACCAAAGUCGUCCUAUGUAAACCAGGCAAGUCCUCAACCAACCAUGAGACAGAGGUCCAGGUCAGGGUCUGGCCUUCAGGAACCAGUCAUGCCCUAUGGAGCAAGUGCUUUUAAAUCCAAUCAACAAGGACAUUCAUAUAGUUCGUACACCUACCCUCGCUUGUCAGAAACUGCAGCAGGCAUCCCGAAGGUGGAUUAUGAUCGCGCACAGAUGGUAGUUAGCCCACCGCUAUCUGGAUCAGAUACCUACCCCAGGGGCCCAACAAAGCUACCUCAAAAUCAGAACAAAGUUAGUUAUACAAGCCCUGGCUACCAGUACCCUUCAGUCUACCACAAAGCUGUUCAUUAUCACCAGCCUUCAUUCCAGUCAAGCUCCCAUUAUAUCUCCACGGCUUCUUACCCAAGCUCCCCAAGCAUCACGUCAAGUGCUUAUCCACCACCCAGCUGGGUUUCAUCGUCAGAUCAGCAACCCUCCAGGGUGUCUCAUGAACAGUUCCGAGCUGCCCUGCAGCUAGUUGUCAGCCCUGGUGACCCUAGGGAAUACUUGGACAACUUUAUCAAAAUAGGAGAAGGUUCCACUGGAAUAGUUUGCAUUGCCACUGAGAAGCAUACAGGAAAGCAAGUUGCAGUGAAGAAAAUGGAUCUCAGGAAACAGCAGAGAAGGGAACUACUCUUCAAUGAGGUUGUGAUAAUGAGGGAUUACCAUCAUGAAAACGUGGUUGAUAUGUACAACAGUUACCUUGUUGGUGAUGAGCUGUGGGUUGUGAUGGAGUUUCUAGAAGGUGGAGCUUUGACAGACAUUGUGACUCACACAAGGAUGAACGAAGAGCAGAUAGCUACAGUUUGUUUAUCUGUACUGAAAGCGCUGUCCUACCUGCAUAAUCAAGGCGUUAUUCAUCGUGAUAUCAAAAGUGACUCCAUACUUCUUACAAGCGAUGGAAGGACUUCACAUACCAGGAGGCAUCCAGGGAAAGAAAACUCCAUAUGUGUGGAAGUUGUUCAGUCACAUCUAGAGUAGUGCUGCUGAAAUAGCAUCUGAUUGGGUUUCAGUCUCUGCAUACAAUGCCUCAUUAUACUCAUUACUCCAGUACUUAUUAUCUGCAAUGCAGAUUUCUUUGUGGAUAUGUUGUGCAAUUAUCUUUUUUUAGAAAAUUGUCUUCUUUGAUGUACUUGGAUGAGCAAUGGAUAUGCAGAACCUCUUAUGAACCUACAAAAGAGAAAGCGGCUCAGCUUCCAAAAUAUGCGUUAGUUCUUCUGUUUUUCAUGCUGUAAACUGAAAAAUAUGUUUGGCUUGGAGAACUUGGAUAUUAUUUGCUUUGUUUUAUAAAUACCAACAAUUAUUUCUAAAUUCUGACUUUAAAAAAAAACUGCCUUCAAUGAAAACUAACGUCUGCACUGAAGCCAAGAGAAAACAAAUCAAUGCUGAUAAUAAAAUGCUGGUCUAAACAAUGCAGCAAUUUAUUUAGUUUCCUCUUUAAUGCCUUAUAUAGCUAUUUGGGCUCAUGCCUUGUCCCCAGACAGCAGGCUGGCAUAGUGAAUGAGUUGAUAGCCUGAUAGGCAAAGUAUUCCAUCUUGAACAAUUCCAAAGGUAGAUCUUUCCACUGCUCAUCCUGGCAGUGCUAUCACAUUGCACAAUGCACAGCAAUAAAUGAUCUCUUAAUGCACAAUGGCUUCCACAAAAAUUGUCUUCUGCCACCAAUAUCUUCAAACUAUUCAUGCAUGUAAACUUUAAGGAGUCAGUCUUACUAACAGGUGUUAUUGAAUAAGCAGUUUUAUAUUCACGAAAACAGCACUCCUUGUAAACAAAGGCAAUAUAAACCCAAGAGUUUAAUGUUGCAGAACACACAUGUGCAAGCUUGUAUAUUUUAUCACUUCAUCAUUUUUCAGAAAUGUUUUUUUUUUAAUGUACUGCUUUUGCUACACACGUCAUAAAUACAAGGCUCAUUUACUUCUGGGUCAAAUAUAAGGCAGCAAAGUCACACCUUUCAAUAUAGAAAGCUCCAAGAGUAAAGAAGUUAUGCUGAAAACUUUGCAGAAUUAAUCCCUCAUAGAAAUUUCACAUGCGUUGGGCCGAGGGUGUGGCUAAAUAUGGACAUAGCAGGAGGUUUCACUCUAGUCAAGGGGUCACAGCAGGCAGCCACAAUAUAACAUGUUUGUGGGAGUGUGGGAGAAAUCGUGAAUAAAUGUAACUGCAGCCACAUUUAGGGUAGCUUUUCAUAUCUGACCCAGCCAGUGCAGAACAUAAGGGUUUUAGUCAGGCAACCAGGUAAGGAGCUAGAUUUUCCAGUGUAGGGAUGAGGGAGAAUGGGGUAUGCUGAGGACAGAUCGGUUCAAACCAGGGUAUUCUCUUACAUAAGGGGUGGGCAAUUAUUUGGGCCUGUGGGCCACAUGGGGAGUUUUGCUGAGCUGUCGCAGGCUGGGUCAGCACCUCUCCCCACCCCCACCCCCGGCACAACAACUCAGCAAAUGUGGGAAGGGGCUGCAGGGGGCAGGGAGUGGUAUACAGAAGCAGGGUAGGCAAGGCUGGGGCAGAACUGUGAUACUCUCUUGCACAUCUAUGCCCAUUGAACUGGGGCUCUUCCCAGCCUUGUGCUGUUACAGCCCUGUGAUCGCAGGGUCUCCAUGGAGAUCAGCCAAGAGCUGUGCGGGCAGGCAGGCGGGGUGCUGCAUCUGGGGCCGGGGCCAGGAUCUUGUGGCAGUGACAGCACAGGGCUGGGGCCAGAGCAGAGCUGCAAUCCACUCCCUGCACACCCCUGUCCACACUCUCACUGCCCCAAGAUCCUGGGGUCUCCCCAUUCCUCUUCACUGCCUCACUCCUGGAUGUUGCUCCCCACGAGCCCGCAACCCCACCUCAGCUGCUCUGCCCAUGUGGAUCCUAACCCUGGUGGUGGGUGUGGAGCGGAUGGGCUGGGGUGCUUAGGCAGGGGGGCUGAGUCCAGCAGCAGCAGCCAGAAGGAGCCACCAACACUGGGGCUGCCAGAAAAUAGAGUCCAGUCGCUAUGCUGCUCUAGCCCCACUGCAUGCCUGGGAGCAGCAGGACCGGCCUCACUUACCACAGCCCAGGCUGUUCCUUGCUCAUGGGCCGGGUGGGACCAAGGAACCUGCCGUGGGCCAGACAAAAAUCCCUCUGUGAGCUGUAUUUUGCCCACCCCUGACUUACAUACAACACAUCAGGCCUCUGAAGUAGAUAGCCAACUAGGCCCCCUUCUUUGAGAUGCUUGUGAGUAUUCAGUACUGUCAAGGACACAACGGGGUUCAGACCUUCCAAUUGGUUGCUCAUUCAUGCCUUUGUGGUUUCC
Messenger RNA from Alligator sinensis (Chinese alligator), 4208 nucleotides. RefSeq names its product p21 (RAC1) activated kinase 5 (gene PAK5). NCBI's taxonomy places the organism in Eukaryota, Metazoa, Chordata, Crocodylia, Alligatoridae. Gene Ontology annotation, biological process: protein phosphorylation; intracellular signal transduction; regulation of MAPK cascade. Bases 62 to 1927 code for a protein of 621 amino acids. Gene Ontology annotation, molecular function: protein serine/threonine kinase activity; ATP binding. The transcript has 7 exons. The record is from RefSeq and is a predicted model, not a curated record. Gene Ontology annotation, cellular component: cytoplasm.